Perkinsus marinus ATCC 50983 is the source of this 1299-nucleotide messenger RNA. RefSeq lists its product as hypothetical. The record is from RefSeq and is a predicted model, not a curated record. Gene Ontology annotation, cellular component: membrane. Bases 1 to 1299 code for a protein of 432 amino acids. Lineage: Eukaryota; Perkinsozoa; Perkinsida; Perkinsidae. The transcript is spliced from 3 exons.
AUGGUGGCUUUCUCCUACAUAUUUGGUAUAGGGCUAUUGGCUGGGUCCGCAAACUCUAUUAUAGAGAAAAUGAUGUUUCAGAGUAGUGGUAUCGGUAUCGACGGCACGACCCAUUUCUUCCAGAAACCGUGGUACAUGAGCUUGGUCAUGUUUGUUGCCAUGCUCCUAGCGCUGCCCAUGUACUAUUGUCUACGCCAGAAAAAUGAUAAGAGACCUUCCAGCACUCUGCCUGAAAGUGGAUCCUCCAAUAUCGGUCUCCGUAUGUGUUUCACGGUAUGCAUCCCUUCGAUAUUCGAUCUACUAGGAUCCUCCCUACAAGCUAUCGGUCUGGUCUACACCCCUGUCUCCGUAUACCAAAUGCUCAAGGGCAGUAUACUUCUCUUCUCUGCGCUAUUCUCGGUGCUUUUCCUCGGGCGUAAGAUGUAUCGUCAUCAUUGGGUGGGAGUCUUCCUCUGCUUAACUGCUCUCGUCUUGGUCGGAGUGUCCUCCCUCUCUUCGCGUGAGCAGCAGACCCAAGUCGUGAGCCUGCCGUUGAUGCUUCUCGGUAUCUUCAUCAUAAUAGCAGGACAAGUUGUGUGUGCUGCACAGUACGUCCUGGAGGAGUUCCUUCUCAAGCCCCCGAACGAUGUAGCCCCAAUGGCUUUAGUAGGGCUAGAGGGCUUCUGGGGAACACUUCUCAUGUGCCUAGUCUUCGUGCCGGCACUACAGCAUCUCCCAGGAUCUGACGUAGGCAAUGUUAUGGAGAACACAGAGGACUCUUUCGUGAUGCUGUCCAACUCCCCGACGUUGCUUAUCUGUACACUGGGUUUCAUCGUCUCGAUUCUCGUCUUCAACAUAUGCGGCGUCAUGGUUACCGCAGAGGCUUCGGCUAUGCAUCAUACCUUCCUGGAUGCUUCAAGGACCAUCGUCAUCUGGUUGGUAUCAGUGCUCAUGUACUAUGCAGCCCCUGGGAAUGGAUUGGGUGAGCCCCUCACUAAGUACUCCUGGGUUCAAGCUGUCGGGUUUGUGCUACUCGUAUACGGCCAAUUGGUCUAUGACCAAGCUGUGAGGCUACCUUUCGGGCUUGGCACUAAAACAAGGGUAAGUUUCACCGAGUCUAGUGCCUCUAUCGGUACCUCUAGUCGCCUCACCAGCAGAGAGGAAGGUAUCUCCCAGGUCCCGCAUGAAUAUGAGUGCUCAAUCGCCCCAGACAGAACGCCUCCUUCUGCCAUAGUCGGAGGUAACAGUCGAGCCAUUGAUUGGCUUAUGCCAGUCCCUGCUAUCAUCACUCAACUCAGUUUCGCCGUUCUUCCUGAUUAG